Aspergillus nomiae NRRL 13137 is the source of this 1143-nucleotide messenger RNA. RefSeq names its product ABC1 domain protein. The record is from RefSeq and is a predicted model, not a curated record. The annotation marks the transcript as partial. The transcript is spliced from 2 exons. NCBI's taxonomy places the organism in Eukaryota, Fungi, Ascomycota, Eurotiomycetes, Eurotiales, Aspergillaceae.
AUGGCGUCAAUGACGUCGGUCGCCCGCGCAUUGCGGUCCACACCAACUGCACACACGACCACCUACUCUAUCCUCCGAUCGCACCCACGUCCUCGUUUGCUUCCACACUUCAAUUCCCCUCAGUUCGCUCGAUUUGUACACCCCGGUGCCUACCAGCCUUUCGUCCCGCCGUCCCCGAGCGAGCUCGGGAAACCCGCCCCCGCGAAGACCUACGAUCGGUCCCGCAAAUGGCUCCGACGCCUUGUCUAUCUGUCGCUAGCCACCGGCGUGGUCUAUGCGAUCGAUACCCAGUUCUACGCAUCCUCCCUGACGAGAACAGCCCGGACCUUCACCCUAGGUCUAAUUGUGGCGCUGGACUAUAAGAUCAAUUUCCGCCCAAAUCCUCUCCUCGCCAAGUCCAUCAAUCAUCUACACACGCGCAACGCCGAGAGACUGUCAGAUUUGCUGCGGCAGAAUGGCGGCCUCUACCUCAAGAUCGGUCAAGCAGUCGCGAUGCAGUCGGCCAUCCUGCCGCCCGAGUUCCAGAAAAUGUUCUCGCGUAUGUUCGACGAUGCCCCGCAGAACGAUUGGAAGGACGUGGAGAAGGUCAUCCGUGAGGAUUUCGGCAAGUCCCCGGAGGAAGUCUUUGGCGUGUCGUUCACAGGCGAUCCCACUAAAGGUGUCAUGGAGCGCAGGGCCAGAGCCAGCGCCAGUGUAGCGCAGGUUCAUUGGGCUCGCUUGGCCGAUGGAAGGGAGGUUGCGGUGAAGGUCCAGAAGCGGGAAAUUGCGCAGCAGAUUCAAUGGGAUCUAUGGGCGUUUAAGGUCGUGACCUGGGUCUACAGCCGUGUGUUUGAUAUCCCGUUUUACUCUUUGGUUCCCUAUGUCAGCGAGCGCCUAUUUCUGGAGACGGACUUCGAGAAUGAAGCUGAUAACUCGGAGCACAUGGCCAGACUCGUUGCAGGGGAGUCGCGCCUCCGCAAUCGUGUCUACAUCCCCAAGGUCUAUCGUGAACUGAGCUCCAAGCGGGUCAUGACCGCGGAAUGGAUCGAGGGUGUUCGCCUCUGGGAUAAGGAUGCUAUCACACGCUCCUGGCGCGGCGGUUGGCGGCAGGGUAGCCCAGGAUGCCACGGGACCCCAAUGGACUCCCCACAGUCCAACAGCACA